GCGGCCUCUCCGUUGUUGCCGUUGGUGACGCGAUUUGUGAAGAGAGAAAGAUAGCCAGCUACGGAGGACGCCGAGAAAGAGCGUCUGUGCCUGGGAGGGGGAAACCUCUCAUAACAGCUUCACCACUGAAGCUAAAUAUAUCGAAUGCAUUAGCUAGCCAGCUUUGUUCGCGGUUCCGGACAUAGAAGGCAGUCUACGCAACCUUCCGAUCACCCGUUUCGGUCACUAGACGCUUCCUCUACACCAGACAGCCAAAUAGCAAAUCGCCAUUAUAUGAUCCAGUAUACAGCGUCACUUUUGCCCUCCAUGUGGGUGAGGGACCUGUGUGUGUCGGAUUAUGGCGAGAAAAACAGUUAGCAGGAAAAGGAAGGCAGGAGAUCUCAAGGAACAACAACAGGUGGGUUGGGGCAGUACUGGUGCUGGGCAGAAGAGGGCACGCUUGUCGGCAUGCUCGCGUCAUGCGCAGCAGUGGUGGUGCUGCCGGCGCUCGGUGGUGUGGGCUCUGCGCGGGCGCGAGUUCCGGCCGCAACAGCAGCACGAGUGGGGCCUCCAGCGCAACCUGCGCGGCUUUGCUGCCGCCCGGCUGCCCGCCAUCCUGAGCGAGCGAGAGUUCUCGCUUGGACGCCUCAACAAGGUGUUCGCCUCGCAGUGGCUCAACCACCGGCAGGUUGUGUGUGGGACCAAGUGCAAUACGUUGUUUGUGGUGGAUGUGCUGACGGGGCAGAUUACGCGCAUCCCCAUGUUACUGGACCGGGAGAGGCGUGUGCCAGGGGCCGUGGUACGGGGCCUGCCCGGCUCCUUCAUGCCCGGCUCGGGCUCCCCUCUGGACAACCAGCAGGGCUGCGGCAUCCACGCCAUUGAGCUCAACCCCUCCGGCACGCUGCUCGCCACCGGCGGCGACAACCCCAACAGUCUGGCCAUCUACAGGCUGCCCACACUAGACCCUGUCUGUGUAGGAGAUGAUGGUCAUAAUGACUGGAUUUUUUCCAUUGCUUGGAUCAGUGACAGCAUGGCUGUAUCUGGCUCGCGGGACGGGUCCAUGGGCUUGUGGGAGGUGUCCGAUGACGUGCUGAGUCAGGCAGAGAGGCGGCAGGACGAGGAGGGCGUCCCCGGCUACACCCACAUCUCCCACCGCGCACUCAAGGACAUCCCCAAGGAGAUCACCAACCCCUACAACUGCAAAGUGCGCGCCCUGGCCUUCAACAAUAGCCACAAGGAGCUUGGUGCUGUCUCACUAGAUGGAUACUUCCAUCUUUGGAAGGCCGAGGACAACCUGUGCAAGGAGCUCUCCACAAAGUUGCCCCACUGUAAGGAGAAUGUGUGUCUGGCCUAUGGGAUGGACUGGUCAGUGUAUGCUGUUGGCUCUCAGGCCCACGUCUCAUUCCUAGACCCACGCCAGGCCUCCCAGAACAUCAAAUCUGUCAGCUCCAGGGAGCGCGGCAGUGGUAUUCGUUCUGUGAGCUUCUAUGAGCAUAUUGUGACAGUGGGCACAGGCCAGGGAUCACUGCUGUUCUACGACAUCCGUGCCCACCGCUUCCUGGAGGACCCAAACUGCCCUGUGGGCUGCCAGGGCAGCUACCGCAAUCGGCCAGGAGAGAGCAUCCUGAAGCUCACCACUGGCAGGGGAUGGCUGAAUCACGAUGAGACGUGGAGAAGCUACUUCUCCGACAUCAGCUCCUUCCCCAACGCAGUGUACACGCACUGCUACGACGCCUCUGGCACCAAGCUCUUUGUAGCUGGCGGGCCCCUGUGCUCUGGCCUGCAUGGGAACUACGCCGGCCUCUGGAGCUAGCCUCUCCCAUCUGCCCCACUCUCCCUGUACAUCUCCCCGUCUCUCUCUCCCAAGGACCCCUCCCUCCCCCUCUUUUGCACGCACACAUACAUACAUACAUACAUAGAUACAUACACAAACCCUCUUUACCCUCUCACCCCCCGCACACGCGCACGCCUAGCCACAGAUGGUGCUCACGGGCCCUCCCUCGUUUGCCUCACACUUUGUUUUUCCAUGCCGAAUUGUCAAGCUGCUCUCGCAUCGUGUUGGCCAGUCAGGAUCAUGCUCGCCGCUCCUCAGCGCUGGAGUGCGCCUCUGGCUCCUGCAGUCGUCCGCCCCCCUCUUCCCCCUGUUCCACCUCUUCCGCAGCUGGGAGAAACUGUGUGUAUUUGUGUGUGUGUGUGUGUGGUGUGAGUACUUUGAGCAGGAUGGGUUCCUCUCAGGAAGGCACACCCCAACUGAUUGUGAGCGAGCAGGAUGGUGGAGACACCCGUCAUCACCUUUACUUGCCAAUGAUUCUGUCGUUUUUUUUCCCCUCAUUUUGUUUUUGUAAUAAACAAAACACUAAAGAUAUAUUAAUCAUUUAAGCCACACCCAGGGAUUUGAAAUGUUUGGUUUUUGUUUUAGUCCGAUUGUUUUAAAAAAAAUAUAUACAUAUAUAUAUAAAUAUCCCUUUUUUCCCCAGAGAACUUUUCUCCAUUAGUGGUUGUGUCCAGCUAUGUUUGAAAGAUGCAAACAGUCUUUACUAUGUGUGCAUGCCUGACCUUUUGGAGAGGCACCUGUCCAAACCUCUGGCAUUUCAGGCUCUGUCUGUAAUGGACUGAUACAGAGAGACUGAGAGGAACAAAGGGGAUGGGGAGAAGAGGAGAGGAGAAAUACAGACAUGUGGGUGUCCAUGGAGAGGAUGGGGAGAGAGCUCAUAUGGGACCUUGGAACAGAGACUCAGAUGUACAUAAGGAAAGCCCAGCGAAACUGCCCAGCUGUAUAUGGAGGUGACUGUGGAACCAGCCAAUCAAAGAAAGAAAGACGUCACAGAGCCAAUCAAAUUGUGGGACUCGUUUUUUUCCCCCUCUGAUGACGGAAUGAAACAAUGACUGUUAAGCUCCUUCCAUGUCCCACGCCGUCUCUUUGCAGAUAAUCUUGCAGAAUGCUUAUUUUAUUUUAAAUUCUAACUUGGGACGGUUUGUGUGAUUUAGCAUUCACUUAUUAGUAAUACUUUUUUCUCCCCCAAAUUCUAUUGUUCCUAUUUAUUUUCUGAAUUCAAUCAGCAUAGCUCACAGCCCAGCUGGAGGUGCAUUUGGUGAUCUUUUCCUCCUUAGAGGGGGAAAGUGGCCAUGUGUCUCCACCUCCCCGUUCCUCCAUCUUUCUUUUACUCUUCCACUCCCUUUGAGCUGGUUGAGCAGUAGUGAGUGACUCUGUUGCCUUUCUGCAGUCUUUCUGUGAAAGACCAAGGCAGGCUUAUGUUUUCAUUUUGAUUUUCUUUUUCCCCAAACAUGGAAUUUUUGUAUAGAGUUUCCAUUACAAUGUUAGAACAGCAACAAAUGAAUAUGAUGAACACGAGUACGAUCAUAUAUAUAUAUAUAUAUAAAUAAUAACCAUCACUUUAAAGAUUUAUUUUAUAUAUAAAUGUGUAUGUAUAAGUAUUUGGAAAAAAAAUGGGGGAGUUGAACAAUAUUGUCAAACUGUCUGAGGAAGUGUGUGUGUGCGCGCGUGUGUGGACUAACCUGUCGUUAUUUAGGUGGUGCCCUCUUUUUUUAUACACACUUCAUGAAUGUUUUUACAGAUACUGAGUCAAAGGUAUUGUACAUUAGCAAUUUCAGCAUCAGGAAACAACUUAUAAAAAACUUAAGGGGGAAAGAAGAUAAUGAAUAAAAUUCUAUUGAUGUAUUUUUUUCUUAUUU
Molecule: messenger RNA, 3672 nt
Organism: Alosa sapidissima (American shad)
Lineage: Eukaryota; Metazoa; Chordata; Actinopteri; Clupeiformes; Clupeidae
Gene: dcaf12
Product: DDB1 and CUL4 associated factor 12
Exons: 9
Coding region: 338-1792 (484 amino acids)
Cellular component (GO): Cul4-RING E3 ubiquitin ligase complex
Molecular function (GO): protein binding
Source: RefSeq, a predicted model, not a curated record